Messenger RNA from Xenopus laevis (African clawed frog), 3482 nucleotides. RefSeq names its product myosin XIX S homeolog (gene myo19.S). The record is from RefSeq and is marked provisional. Gene Ontology annotation, molecular function: cytoskeletal motor activity; ATP binding; microfilament motor activity. NCBI's taxonomy places the organism in Eukaryota, Metazoa, Chordata, Amphibia, Anura, Pipidae. Gene Ontology annotation, cellular component: cytoplasm; actin cytoskeleton; cytoskeleton. Gene Ontology annotation, biological process: actin filament organization.
GCUACUCCUCUUGUCCUUCAAGGGCUGAUGAGGGCUCGACCCGAGUGGAAAGCUGGGGGAAGCCUUUAGGAAGGAGUGCUGUAAUAGCAGCAAUGAGUCGCCCUUUGAGCAAGAACACAGAAAGGGAGCAAAAGCAGAUCAAUGGACACCAGAACAAUCUGUCUAACCAUAAACAUCUCAGCAAAUCAUUAGAGCAGGAAAUGAAAGCAUUUUUAAUUGAUGAGAAAGAACUUCACUUGUAUGAUGAUUUAACUAAAGUCAACCCUGUAACCACUGCAACAGUGCUGAAAUGUCUUCAGGCAAGAUAUUCUGCAGGUGUGUUCUACACAAAUGCUGGGUGCACUGUAGUUGCUGUUAAUCCCUUCCAGCCAGUUUAUAAACUGUAUAGUUCAGAGGUCAUGAAGGAUUAUCACUCAACUUCCAACCCACAGGGGUGCAAGCCACAUAUCUUCACUGUGGCAGAACAAGCAUACAGAAAUGUGCAGAGCCAAAUACAACCAGUGAACCAGUCUAUUAUUGUUAGUGGAGAAAGUGGUGCUGGAAAGACUUGGACAUCUCGGUGCCUUAUGAAGUUCUAUGCCACAGUUUCUGCUUCAAGAUGCUACAUUACCAAUGAAAUGGUGGAAAGAAUCGAGGGCAGGGUGCUUGACUCUAAUCCUGUUAUGGAAGCAUUUGGAAAUGCUUGCACUCUGAGAAACAAUAACAGUAGUCGCUUUGGGAAGUAUAUCCAGCUUCAAUUAAACAGGGCCCAGCAAAUUACUGGUGCCUCAAUCCAGACAUAUCUCUUAGAGAAGACUCGGGUUGCUCAUCAAGCACCUUUAGAACGGAACUUCCACAUAUUCUAUCAGAUGUUUAAAGGUGCCAGUAGACUUGAAAGAGAAGAGUGGAAUUUACCAGAAAAAGCAAACUUUUCUUGGCUUCCAAAUUAUGAAAAUAAUCUGGAGGAAGAUGACUUUGAAGUGACCAAAAAAGCUAUGUUACACCUAGGAAUUGAUCAGCCAACCCAGAAUAAUAUCUUUAAGAUUUUGUCUGGUCUUCUGCAUCUAGGGAAUAUAAAAUUCUCUGACUCUGUGGAUGAGAGCCAACCCUGUGAACCAUUAAACUACACACAAGAAUUUGCCAGCAUUGCUGCUAACUUACUGAAGAUUCCUGUUAGCCACUUGCUGGAGAGGCUGAGCAUUCGCACAAUAACUGCUGGGAAACAGCAAGUAUUUAAGAAGCCAUGCAGAAAGUCUGAGUGUGACACAAGGAGGGACUGCUUGGCGAAAACUAUUUAUGCCAGGUUGUUUGAGUGGUUGGUAACAGUCAUAAAUGAAAAUAUUUGUGCAGAGUCCUGCCGGUGGAACAAUUUCAUUGGUUUAUUGGAUGUUUAUGGAUUUGAAUCCUUUCCAGAGAAUAACCUGGAACAGUUGUGUAUCAAUUAUGCCAACGAGAAACUUCAGCAGCAUUUUGUCUCUCAUUACUUAAAGUCUCAGCAGGAUGAGUAUGCAGCAGAAGGACUGGAAUGGUCAUUCAUCAGCUACCAGGACAAUCAGAGCUGUGUCGAUCUUUUAGAAGGAAGUCCCAUUAGCAUUUUCUCCUUGUUAAAUGAGGAAUGUCGUCUGAACAGGUCUUUAGAUGCUGGACAGCUACAGUCUCGAUUAGAAAAUGCUCUUUCUAACAACAAAUGUAUUGGAAGGGACAAAUUUAGCAAAAAGCCUAAUUUUAUUGUAUCUCAUUAUGCUGGUAAAGUGCAAUAUCAGAUUGAAGACAUGGCAGAAAAAAACAAGGAUCCUGUUCCCCCUGAGCUCAUCCAACUUCUGCAGGAGUCUGAUGAUCAUCUACGUCAAAAAUUUCCUGUAGAUAACAAUAAACUUGUCUAUGGGGCCACUAACAACAGGGCAGUAGGCGUUACUGUAGUUUCCAAAUUUAAGGGAUCCCUUGAAAGCCUAAUGCAGAUUUUGCACAGCACCACGCCACACUAUAUCCGAUGCAUCAAGCCGAAUGUUGAUUGCCAGGCACUGGUAUUCAGACAGGAGGAGGUACUCAUGCAGCUGGAAGCAUGUGGAAUUGUUGAGACUAUAAAUAUAAGUGCAGCUGGCUUCCCUAUCAGGAUUUCCUUUGAAAAUUUUGUAGAACGCUAUUCAGUAAUUGCACCAAGGCAAUCACACAUGAAGACCUGUUUUCCUUUAAAGAAGAAGCAAGGAUCCAUAGAGAAGACAGAUCAAUUAUCAUCAAAGUUGCACACUAUUCUUCAAGCUGUGUUGCCUAAACAAUGUAAGGACUCGACCUUGAGCAACAGUCUUGUGCAUUGUGGCACUACCAAAGUGUUUCUUACUCAUUUAAUGGUAGAAUUGCUUGAAGAGAGAAGAUUGAUUGCAAUCUCCAGCAAAGCAAUGUGUAUUCAGUGCUGCUGGAGGAGCUACAGGCAGCGAAAGUUGGCCAAGCAGAGUAAAGCUGCCACAACCAUACAAGCAGCUGUCAAAGGGUGGCUUACAAAGAAGUACAUUAAGAGAAUGCACAGUGCUGCAACGGUUAUAAAGAGAAUAUGGAAGAAAUGGAAAGAAAAGAUGGAGGCAUUAGCUGCUGCAGAGUUAGAUGACUCAACAGAAGAUGUGGAAAGCACACUUUUCUCAUCUAUGCUUGCAUCACCAGUUAAAAGUUUGGAAUCGUCCAAGACUAAUCUACCAGACAAGAUAAUGACUCAAAGUGCAAUAUUAAGAUUUGGGACCCUGGGUCUUGUCCUAUACGGAGCACCAGCCAUCAGGAAAUAUAUUGUGGAGACUGAUGAGCUCAAAAGAAACCAAAAUAUCUUGAUGUGCUUAAAUAUGCUGCAUCGAAACAAUAGGUACAAAGUGACUGUUAAUCGUGAGGAACCCGGCAUCACCUCAAUAAGGGCACGCCCUCAGGGAUCAAUAAGGUUCCAUUACAAGAGAUCUCCAUUGCAUUUUGCCAACAUAUGUCCAGGGAAGAUAAACUGUGGAAUAACUGGUUUCAAUGAGAUUUUAUUGGAAAAAACAGUAUAAGAGACUGUAAUUUAAGUCCUCCUUAUGUAAUAUAUUAAAUGCACUUUCUGCCUUUUGAAAUUUGUACUUUUUACUAUAACCAGACUUUACAGUAUUCUUUGUUGAUUAAUGGUAAUAUACAGAGAGUAUGAACAUUCUCAGGGGCCAAAUUAAAACACUAACUUUAUCAUGCCUUAAAAUACUUGGACAGGUUGGCUGUUAACACCGUGGUUUAAAUAUGCCAAGAGAAUUUGGUACAGUGAUUGUUCGUUAUGCUAUUUGAUAUGAUUUUGAUCAAAUUCUGUACACAUGGUGAGGUAUAUUCCUGCAUUCGAUGGUUUAUUAAUAAAAUAAGUACAAAUUACAUUCCUGUAGGGAUUUCCCUUUAAACAAACUCUAAUCCUGAACACUGCCAGUAUUAGUGCUGUAUAUGUUGUUCUGUUUAUUCAAUAAAAUACUUAUAUAUGUCCAUAUUUUAAUAAAUUAAUCUUUAUAGUA